Molecule: messenger RNA, 4054 nt
Organism: Atta colombica
Lineage: Eukaryota; Metazoa; Arthropoda; Insecta; Hymenoptera; Formicidae
Gene: Ranbp16
Product: exportin-7
Exons: 14
Biological process (GO): protein export from nucleus
Cellular component (GO): cytoplasm; nuclear pore
Molecular function (GO): nuclear export signal receptor activity; small GTPase binding
Source: RefSeq, a predicted model, not a curated record
UUAAAUAUUUAAUACCAAUGCAGCUUAAAAAAGUAUCAAUAUCUCGAUGAUGAUAUAAUCUUGAAAUCUUAUGAUCUUUUAUGGGAUAAAUUCGGUCACUUGUACUAUACUGGAUCGCAUAUUAAAAACUAUUUAAUAUAAAGUUAAAUACAGUGGUAUAAUAUAAUCAACUUUGACAAUAAAAUAAUGUAUGUAGAUUUUGUUAAAUAAUGUGACAAUAUCAUAGGGUACUUAAUCGUUUAAAAUAUUUACAUGCUUCUAUAUUUUGCUAAUUUCAUGUACCUAUAGUAGCUUUCAGUAUACAUAAUGUAGUAAAUAUGACGAAUUCGCUAUUACUUCGAGUUAAAUAACCCAAUAUUUUAUGCGCCACCCUGUAUACAAAAGAAACGAAACUGUCUUCAGGUUUUUCUUUUAUCUCCAUCUAAGUAAGUUUCAAACUGUGAUUCUGCCGGCAUAAUGCAACUGUAUUGUAAAAUCUGUAUUGUAAAUGUCUUCGACAGUAACGACAAGUCGCCAAUAAAGAUUUACGUGGCACCAUAAAAAGUGGAUAUAUUGUUACUGAAACUUUUUUUAGACUUGUACCUAAAUGGAAGUCUUAAGAGACGGCUUUAAACAGUGUGACUAAGAAUGGAUCACAUACAGGAAGUACGGCAGCUGGAGUUGCUAUGCAAGCAAUUGUACGAGUCGCAGGAUUCAGCGCAUCGCGCAGAGGCGGAAAAAGCCCUGGUCGCUUUCCAGAAUGCACCAGAUACUCUUACGAAAUGCCAGCUUCUCCUGGAUCGCGGAGACUCUGCGUACGCUCAAUUAUUGGCCGCUACCACCUUAACGAAGCUGGUAUCACGUUCGGCACAGGGACAACUUACAACAACACUCAGCUUACAACAGAGGCUUGAUAUACGAAAUUACGUACUCAACUACUUAGCAACACAACCAAAGUUACCGAAUUUUGUGAUACAGGCUUUGGUUACACUAUUCGCGAGGAUAUCAAAGCUUGGGUGGUUUGAUUCCGAUAAAGAGGAAUUUGUCUUCAGGAAUGUAGUCAGCGAUGUAGCUAAGUUUCUUCAGGGGUCAGUGGAGCAUUGUAUGAUAGGAGUACAGUUGCUUUCUCAAUUGACGUGUGAAAUGAAUCAAAUAUCGGAAGCCGAUGCGAACAGAUCUCUGACGAAGCAUAGAAGAAUAGCGAGUAGCUUUAGAGACACACAACUAUUUGAAAUAUUUAGGUUAUCAUGUACCUUACUAAGCACUGCUCGCGAGAAUUGUAAAAAUUUAAAUUUCAACGAUGAGGCGCAGCACGGUUUGAUAAGACAAUUGUUAAAGCUUGCACAAAAUUGUUUGACAUUUGACUUUAUUGGUACAUCAACUGAUGAAAGUUCGGAUGAUCUUAAUACAGUACAAAUCCCGACAAGUUGGAGACCUGCGUUCCUGGAUUUUACUUCGUUGAAAUUGUUUUUUGAUCUAUAUCACAGUCUACCUAAUACAUUAUCGUGUUUGGCACUCUCAUGCCUGGUUCAAAUAGCGUCGGUCAGACGGAGUUUAUUUUCCAAUACUGAAAGGGCAAAAUUUUUGACACACUUAGUCAAUGGUAUUAAGCAUAUACUACAAAAUCCUCAGGGUCUUAGUGAUCCAGGAAACUAUCACGAGUUUUGUAGAUUAUUAUCUCGACUGAAGAGCAAUUUCCAACUUGGCGAGUUGGUUUUGGUAGAGGAUUAUCCCGAAGCAAUACAACUGAUCGCAAAGUUUACAGUGCAAAGCUUACAAAUGUGGCAAUUUGCGCCAAACAGUCUGCAUUAUCUUUUGACUCUAUGGCAAAGGAUGGUAUCUUCAAUGCCGUAUGUAAAAGCUGGUGAUCCACAUUUAUUGAAUACGUACACACCAGAAGUUACAAAUGCGUACAUUACAUCGAGACUCGAAUCGGUAGCAGUAGUGGUCAGAGAACGCUUGGAAGAUCCAUUGGACGAUCUAGGAGUGGUUCAUCAUCAGUUAGAACAAAUAUCAGUCAUUGGUAGGUGCGAGUAUCAAAAAACCUGCACCUUACUAGUCCAAUUGUUUGAUCAAGCUGCAAGAACAUACCAAGAGUUAAUGGCGCAAACGGUGUCGCCAACGCAACAGAUUGAUAUUGCAAUUCAAGAAGGACAACUCACAUGGCUUGUAUAUAUCAUAGGUGGUGUUAUUGGCGGAAGAGUGGCAUUUAACAGUAACGAGGAAUUUGAUGCUAUGGAUGGAGAACUGGUUUGCAGAGUGCUUCAAUUGAUGAAUCUAACUGAUUCAAGACUCGCGCAAGGGGGCUGUGAAAAACUGGAAUUAGCAAUGUUGAGCUUUUUUGAGCAAUUUCGAAAAAUCUAUGUUGGUGAUCAAGUUCAAAAGAAUUCUAAAGUAUACAGGAGGUUGUCUGAUGUGUUGGGUCUUAAUGAUGAGGCGAUGGUACUCAGCAUUUUUAUUCGAAAGAUAAUAACGAAUUUGAAGUACUGGGGUAGGAGUGAACAAAUUAUUUCCAAGACACUACAACUUUUAAAUGAUUUAUCAGUUGGUUAUAGUUGUGUUCGUAAACUCGUCAAAUUAGAAGAAGUACAAUUUAUGCUCAACAAUCAUACGCGAGAACACUUUCCAUUUUUGGGAAACAAUGUUGCUGUGACAGAAAUGCGCUGUAGAUCAAUGUUUUACACAUCUCUUGGUAGAUUAUUGAUGGUAGACUUAGGUGAGGACGAGGAAAGGUUUCAUACCUUUAUGUUACCUCUUACAGGUGCAUUAGAGAGUCUUGGUCAAUUAAUGGGUGCUGCAGAUACACCUCUCUUUGCAGCAGAAGAAGCAAAGAAAGCGUUGAUUGGUUUAGCGCGAGAUCUUAGAGGCUUAGCUUAUGCAUUCAACACCAAGACAUCCUAUAUGAUGCUUUUUGAUUGGAUAUAUCCGAAUUAUACACCGAUUUUAUUACAUGCUGUGGAGUUGUGGCAUCACGAACCGCAAGUGACAACGCCCGUCCUGAAGUUAUUUGCUGAGUUAGUACAAAAUAGGAGUCAACGAUUACAGUUUGAUGCAUCGUCUCCAAAUGGGAUACUGUUGUUUCGCGAGGCUAGCAAAAUAAUAUGUAGCUACGGCAAUCACAUAUUAAACGUUGAAGUACCUAAGGAUCAGAUUUAUCCUUUAAAACUCAAAGGAAUAAGUAUAUGCUUCAGUAUGUUAAAGGCAGCCUUAUGUGGAAGUUACGUAAACUUUGGAGUAUUUAGGCUAUAUGGUGAUGAGGCGUUAGACAAUGCCCUUAAUACAUUUGUUAAAUUACUCCUUAGUAUUCCACAAAGUGAUCUCUUGCAUUAUCCAAAACUAUCAGCAACAUAUUAUUUGUUACUCGAAUGUCUGGCGCAAGAUCACAUGGUCUUUUUAUCUACUUUGGAACCUAGGGUUUUUCUGUACAUCCUUUCCAGUAUCAGCGAAGGCCUUACAGCACUAGAUACUAUGGUUUGUACCGGUUGCUGUGCAACUCUUGAUCACAUUGUGACAUAUUUGUUUAAACAACUUUAUCAAAAAGGAUAUCCAGGAAGGAAAAAUGCAGUUGUUCCUGGAGGAGGAGAAUUAUUUUUACAAGUUUUAAAACAGCAUCCUGAAAUACUUCAACAAAUUUUAAGUACUGUUUUAAAUGUGAUAAUGUUUGAAGAUUGUAGAAACCAAUGGAGCAUGUCUCGUCCUUUAUUAGGUCUCAUAUUAUUAAAUGAGGACGUAAGUUUAUAUUGAUAGUUUCUCUCUUUACAAGAAAAUAUUAUUAGAAGUCAACCAGUUGAUAAGCAAGCAGCGAUGGCCCAAUGGUUUGAAAAUUUAAUGAAUGGGAUUGAAAGAAAUUUACUCACAAAAAAUAGAGAUAGGUUUACACAAAAUUUAUCAAUGUUUAGAAGAGACAUAAAUGAUGCCCUAAAAGGACCUAAUAUAUCAAAUUCAGUCAAUGAUAUGAUGACUUCGUAGUAAUACUGCUCUCUCUGAAAUAGAUUCUUCUAGGUUCUUGCCUGCCAAAUGCUUGAAUGUGUGUGCGAGUGAAACUCUAAAUUAAUGAUAAAAUUAAAAUUAUGGC